Coffea eugenioides is the source of this 2210-nucleotide messenger RNA. Its product is annotated as indole-3-acetic acid-amido synthetase GH3.6. Gene Ontology annotation, molecular function: indole-3-acetic acid amido synthetase activity. The record is from RefSeq and is a predicted model, not a curated record. The transcript is spliced from 3 exons. Gene Ontology annotation, cellular component: cytoplasm. The coding region runs from base 115 to 1983 and encodes 622 amino acids. NCBI's taxonomy places the organism in Eukaryota, Viridiplantae, Streptophyta, Magnoliopsida, Gentianales, Rubiaceae.
GCAAAGGAAGAAACUCUUGUCCUCCGUCCCUCACUCCUCCCUCCUUCCUUUCAUAGUUAUUUUCUCUGUCACCAAUUUGCCAGUAUUUCUUUUCCUACCACAAGAGCAAUCAAUAUGCCUGAGGCACCAAAAGAUGAGGGGGCUUAUGCUCAUGCUCACGACGACGCUAACACUAUCUACAGUGUUGCUGAGGAGAAAAACAAGAAAUUUCUUCAGUUUAUUGAAGAAGUCACCGCUAACGCUGACGAGGUCCAAAAAAGGGUUCUUGCUGAAAUCUUGUCUAGGAAUGCCCAUGUCGAGUGCUUAAAAAGACAUGGCCUUAAUGGUCAGACUGAUAGAGAAACUUUCAAGAAAAUCAUGCCUGUCACCACUUACGAGGAUAUUCAGCCUGAUGUUAACCGUAUUGCUAAUGGGGACAAGUCUCAUAUCAUCUGUUCACAGCCCAUCUCCGAGUUCUUGACAAGUUCUGGGACAUCUGGUGGAGAGAGGAAAUUGAUGCCUACAACUGAGGAAGAACUAGAAAGGAGAUCAUUGCUUUACAAUCUUCUGAUGCCUGUGAUGAGUCAAUUUGUUCCCGGACUAGAGAGAAGCAAAGGAAUGUAUUUCGUGUUUAUCAAAUCUGAGGUUAAGACCCCAGGUGGGCUAGUGGCUCAUCCUGUUUUAACUAGUUACUACAAAAGUUCCCACUUUAAGAACAGGUCUUUUGACCCUUACACGAACUAUACUAGCCCAAACGAGACCAUCUUGUGCCCUGACUCUUAUCAGAGCAUGUAUUCCCAAAUGCUUUGUGGGUUGUGCCUAAACAAAGAGGUCCUCCGGGUUGGUGCUGUUUUUGCCUCGGGUUUCAUCCGAGCAAUCCGUUUUCUUGAAAAGCAUUGGUCACUUCUGUGCAAUGAUAUCCGAACUGGAACUCUAAACCCACAAAUUACUGACCCGUCUGUGAGGGAAGCAGUGAUGAAAAUUCUAAAGCCUGACCCACAACUUGCUGAAUUCAUCGAGGGGGAAUGUGGGAUGGAGUCUUGGCAAGGGAUUAUUACUAGGUUGUGGCCAAACACCAAGUAUAUUGAUGUUAUCGUGACUGGGACCAUGUCACAGUACAUACCAACUCUGGAUUACUAUAGCAAUGGCCUACCUCUUGUUUGCACCAGGUAUGCUUCUUCAGAGUGCUUUUUAGGUGUCAAUCUCAACCCUCUUUGCAAGCCAAGCGAAGUUUCCUAUACCCUCAUUCCCACCGUGGGAUAUUUCGAAUUCUUGCCGGUUGACAGAAACAAUGGCGUUACAAAUUGUAUAUCCAUGCCGAAAUCCCUCAAUGGGAAGGAGAAACAGGAACUGGUUGAUCUCGCUGAUGUUAAGCUUGGACAGGAGUACGAGCUUGUUGUCACCACUUAUGCAGGCCUUUAUCGGUAUAGAGUGGGAGAUGUACUAAGGGUUGCUGGAUUCAAGAACAAGGCCCCUCAAUUCAACUUCAUAUGCCGCAAGAAUGUGGUCUUAAGCAUUGAUACUGAUAAGACUGAUGAGGUUGAGCUACAAAAUGCAGUGAAAAAUGCAGUGAGCCAUUUGGUCCCGUUUGAUGCCCGGGUGACAGAUUACACUAGCUAUGCUGAUACCACUACAAUUCCUGGACAUUAUGUUCUUUUCUGGGAGCUUAGCCUGAAUGGCUCGACCCCAAUUCCUCCUUCAGUUUUUGAGGACUGUUGCCUGGCCGUUGAGGAGUCGCUCAACAGUGUCUACCGCCAGGGUCGUGUUUCUGACAAGUCAAUCGGCCCUCUUGAGAUCAAGAUUGUGGAGGCUGGCACAUUUGAUAAGCUUAUGGACCAUGCCCUUAGCUUAGGAGCUUCAAUUAAUCAGUAUAAAACUCCCCGUUGCGUCAAGUUUGCACCAAUUGUUGAACUUUUGAACUCGAGGGUUAAGGCCAGCUACUCCAGUCCAAAAUGUCCCAAGUGGGUUGCUGGUCAUAAGAAGUGGAAUAUCAACGUGAAAUAAGGAAGCUUGGAAGCGCUCAUCUUGGUAGCUGUCUUUGGAUAUCCCCUCCCCAAAUUGAAAAUUAAGCAAAAAAAACAAAGAACUGUUUUGUGAUCAUCCAUCUUAGUGCUUAGGAACUAAAGCCCCGUGUAGGUUAAACCCCCAUGAUUUUAAUGUUUAUUUGAAUCUUUGUUCAAUUUUAACUGCUGCUCCCUUAUUAUGAUAGAUAUUUUAUUUAACCUCUUGUA